Messenger RNA from Sphaerulina musiva SO2202, 2744 nucleotides. RefSeq lists its product as uncharacterized. The coding region runs from base 532 to 2589 and encodes 685 amino acids. The record is from RefSeq and is a predicted model, not a curated record. The transcript has a single exon. NCBI's taxonomy places the organism in Eukaryota, Fungi, Ascomycota, Dothideomycetes, Mycosphaerellales, Mycosphaerellaceae.
UCACUCCACACUUCAACCUCGACUGACUCUUCCCACCGCGACUUCUUCUUCUUCUUCUUCUUCUUCCACUGUCUUCACCACCACCACCUUCUUCACCUUUUUCUGCAUUCGUACACCUGUCUUGUGUUACUAGCCACUUACUUCUAAUACAUUUUCUGCCUCGCGGCCGCCAUCCCGUCCAACCCGACCGAACUGACCCAUCACCUUCUCCGAGCUUCUUCCCGGCCACGUCUCCGUCGGCACUCAACUUCAGCGACGCACUCUCUCACCCUUGGGUCGCGCCGUUUGCAAUACCGCCACCACCACAACAACACCACCACCGAACGCCACCACCGGACGAGAACACCUCACGGACCCCAUCUUACCGGACCCUCCUCCCACCCCGACUGUGCCGCAAGCCCUUUUGCGACACCCUCAUGCGACAGCGAUCAACCCGACUUUCAGUCGCAUCCCACCUCGACAAGCGCUCUAUGGAGGCAGCAGCUUCGUGGCUACAGAAUUGACACUGCCGCACCCUUGCGCGCCACCAACAUGCAGAGCAUAUUUCGUUUGCCGUGGUGCAGCGAACACCAGAUCAAGCUAUCGGAGAAGGCGAAUCUCGACAAGAUGAGGCCCAUGGUAGAAAUACCGGCGCUACAGGACUUGAAGAGGAAGCGCGCAGAUAGCCACGAUGCGGUGUCUCCCGGCCAAACGAUCCCGAUGUCGAAGAAGCAGCAGCAGGACUUUGUGCGGCAGUGUCCGCCCGCAGCGGCGGCGACGACGACGACGACUACUUCACCUCCGACUCUCUUGCAGAAUCCCAGCGGUGUCUCCAUACUGCCUGCGCAAGCAUGCGCCGCCGCGACACCACUCCUGCCUCAGCCAGAGAGUGCGCCGAUUUCCGGGCCUACUACUUCUGCAGGAGCGAACACUCCGCAAAUCAGGCAGCCAGCUGCAGCGCAACCUCCUGUGGCACCGUCGCAGUCAGCAGCUUCACCUUCGCAGCCUCGUGCAGACUCGCACACCAUUUCUAGCGAGACAGCAUCCGAUAUGGCCCCUGCCCUUACGCCCCUGCAGCAAGUGAUCGAAAACGAAUUCAACAUGCAGAUCCUCAUGAAGCACAAUGAAUUGCGGUUGAUCGAGCAGGAACUAGCCAAAUGCCAGAUCGCGCUCGAGCAGCUUCGACGUUGCGAAUUGCGACCCUACCCUGGCACUGAGUCUCCUUCACUGGACGUCUCACAAGGUACAGGGCCGGCCAUCGCUCCACGUCCAGGACACUCUGUGCCCUCGCAUCCUGCACCAUAUGGCGUCGCGGAUGGUCCUUAUUCCAAGCAUUACUCUCAGUGGCUGUUGCGCGAUCCUCUGUUCGACUCCGUCUCGCCUGAGGCUCUCGCGCUCGCGGAAGCACACCUUCAUGCAGCAGGACGAUCCACACGGAGCAGCAAUAGCAGUAUUCCAGCACCUCGAAAGUCUGCCAGCAAGUCACUAGGCACUUCGACCAGAUCUGCAGAUCCCCUCCACAGUUUGCCAAACUACUCGGCCGCACCACCCAAGGACAAGUCGCAACCUCUGGUACUGGCUCGCUCUUCGGACGGGCAGUUGGUCAAGCUCAUCUGCAACAACUGCCAACGUGGCAACUUCAGCAGCAUUCAAGGUUUCCUCAACCAUUGUCGCAUUGCCCACAAGGUGGAUUACAAGUCGCAUGACGCUGCCGCCCUUGACUGCGGUCGCCUCCUGGACGCAGAGGAAAAGGCCAGUAUGCCUGCCGAAGCUGUCAAGGCGCAUGCCUCGAAACCUAGUACUGGCAGAGCAUCGGCGUCCACGGCAUCUAUGCCUGCGAAAGCUCAGAGUGGAUUGGUACACCCGUUGAACUCGGGCAGUCUGCCCGCUGCUGAACAUCGACCCAUUGCCAAGGCCAACGCCAAGCCAGUGCCCAGUCUCAGCACUCCCGUGCCCUCCGCUUUCCGAUCGGCGCCUUUCAAAGCCUCCAGCGAGACUCCGAUUUUGUCGUCAUUCUGGAAGAAGCACAACAUGGGCGGCGAUCUGGCCCAUGCCGUGGCUCUGGCGAAAGAGAAGGUGGAUCUGAACGCGGACGCCGACAUGAUGUCGCCAGACAUCAUCUCCGACCCCAACUCUCCUGCGACUCCUGUUGGGCCCGGUGCGCGUAUGCCGGCGGGAAACAAUUAUUUUCCACAAGCACAAAGCCGUAAAGGCUUCGGGUCCGGCACGCAGCGUCCGCGCCCUGCACCGAUUGCACCAGCGCCGUCUCGUGAUUACCACAUGCGAAGCCAGCUAUCCUCACCUCAGGAUCUGACAUCGGCGACACUCAGUCCGAAUACUGCCGAUGUUCCGGGCAUGAUUAGCGAUCACGAGGACGACGAUCAUUCAGUGUCCGAGGAGGACACGCCACAAGUCGAGAUGCCGGACGCGCAUCGGCCCAUUCCCACUGUGGUGCGGAACUGUUCAGAUGAGAUGGAAAUUGAUAUUGAGGACGAGCACGUGGACGUGAUGGGUCAACGAGGAGUGAUUAUUCGAAGGAACAGUAUGCUUGCUAACGAAUCGCAUGGCUUCAGACCUGCAGGAAGUCCAUCAAGGAAGAUGGGCAAGUGAGACAGUGCCCGUCUCAUGUUACGAUAUACAUGUUGGUGUGUUUGUGUGUUAUAUAGAGGAUUUUUGGCUCGCUCUGUUGCGCAGCUUAUGCCUCACUCAUUCUGCACGAAUAGCUAGAUGCUGGACGGAAGGAAACAAAUCAAGUCUACUCUCUC